This is a messenger RNA of Staurois parvus, 427 nucleotides long. NCBI's taxonomy places the organism in Eukaryota, Metazoa, Chordata, Amphibia, Anura, Ranidae. The record is from the annotation of a GenBank genome assembly.
AACGUCCUCCCAGAACGCGCUAUCCUAUGGACACAGCUGAUCACGUGAUGUGUUAAAAGGCCAAUCACAGCGGCCUUUUGCCACAUGAUCAGCCAUGUCCACUGACACGCUGAUCACUGGGAAAUGCAAUUGCCGAUUAGCAGGGAUCGGCACCGAUCAUCAGGGCACUGAUGAUCAGUGCCCUGAUGAUCAGUACCCAGCAGUGCCACCCACCAGUGCCGCCCACCUGUGCCCAGCAGUGCACCCACCUGUGCCCAGCAAUGCCCACCAGUGCCACCCAGCAGUGCCACACACCUGUGCCCAGAAGUGCCACCUACUUGUGCCCAGAAGUGCCACCCACCUGUGCCCACCAGUGCCACCCACCAGUGCACAUCAGUGCAGCCCAGCAGUGCUUCCAGUCAGUGCCCAGCAGUUGCGCCAGUCAAUG